ACACAGAAACAACCAGAAGGACCAGCAGGACCAGCAGGACUAGAGGGACUAGCAGGACCAGCAGGAUCAGAAGGACCAGAAGGACCAGAAGGACCAGUGGGACCAGUGGGACCAGAAGGACUAGUGGGACCAGCGGGACCAGAGGGACCAGUGGGACCAGUGGGACCAGAAGGACCAGCGGGACCAGAGGGACCAGCGGGAUCAGAAGGACCAGAAGGACCAGCGGGACCAGAGGGACCAGAGGGACCAGUGGGACCAGUGGGACCAGUGGGAUCAGAAGGACCAGCGGGACCAGAGGGACCAGUGGGACCAGUGGGACCAGAAGGACCAGCGGGACCAGCGGGACCAGAGGGACCAGUGGGACCAGUGGGAUCAGAGGGACCAGCGGGACCAGCGGGACCAGAGGGACCAGUGGGACCAGUGGGACCAGAAGGACCAGCGGGACCAGAGGGACCAGAGGGACCAGUGGGACCAGUGGGAUCAGAAGGACCAGCGGGACCAGAGGGACCAGUGGGACCAGUGGGACCAGAGGGACCAGCGGGACCAGCGGGACCAGCGGGACCAGUGGGAUCAGAAGGACCAGCGGGACCAGAGGGACCAGUGGGACCAGUGGGACCAGAGGGACCAGAAGGACCAGCGGAACAGUGGGACCAGCGGGAUCAGAAGGACCAGAAGGACCAGAAGGACCAGAAGGACCAGUGGGACCAGAAGGACCAGCGGGACCAGCGGAGCAGUGGGACCAGCGGGAUGAGAAGGACCAGAAGGACCAGACGGACCAGAAGGACCAGGGGGACCAGAGGGACCAGAGGGACCAGAGGGACCAGUGGGACCAGUGGGAUCAGAAGGACCAGCGGGACCAGAGGGACCAGUGGGACCAGCGGGGCCAGAGGGACCAGUAGGACCAGAAGGACCAGCAGGACCAACAGUCCACAAACAGGAAGCUUCUCUCUGCAUGCGGAUCCUGGAGCAUUGAACCACGUCCUCCCUGACCAGGUGCACCUGAUUGAUUGAUGAGGUCUGGGCGGCUCAUCAUCUAUAACAGGAUGUUAUUUUCAUGGACAAACGUGUGUCUGAGAUCUUCCUCUGUGUGUUUCCUGCUUCCUGUCUGAGCAGCAGCAGCUCGCUCUGAUCGUCCUCCCACAACUUUUAAAUCGUUUCUUUUUCAUCUUAAACGCAGCCGAAGAGUCGAGUUUAAAGCAGCAGCAGAAACAUCAAAGCUGAGACGCAGCUUCAUACGGUCGACUGUCAGCGCAGGUUCAGCUUCACACACGCUAAUAAAAAAACAUCCCAAUAUUCUGUGUGAAGUGAGUUUAUCAAAGACAGAAACAGUCAGCGAGCUCGUCUGCUCGUUACUCAGCUGACAGACUGAAAACAUGUUUCUAAAUGUUGCAGCUGACCGUAAAUCUCAGAUGUCAGACUGUCUUUGAACGCACCAGCUGCUGUUUACUACCACAGUAUUAAAAUCUCUUUUUCCCAAAAUACUGCAACUCUUUUGUCAUACAUGUCGACUUUACUCUUGAAAUAUUAAUUAUUGUAAUAAUUAAUGUUGUUGUAAUAAUCAGACUUUAUUAAUAUUUCCAGAACAAAGUCUAAUUAUAAUUAGACACAACUUUUUAUCUUUAGAUCUUUAUAUUAUCCAGUUUACCCAGAGUGUCCUGAAACACGCUGAACACUUUCUGAAAUGAUAAAUUUACGUAAUGUUUAACGGAGACGCAGGAACGGAAGGUCGUACCAACAUCUGCAUGUUCACAGUAAAUGACUCGUGAUGUUUUCCUUUGAUGCAGCUGCCACAGAUUCACAUCGUAAAAACUGUAGAAAACUGAGAGAACGAGUCACCAACACUUCAGCAGGACGUCGCUCUUCUUCUUCUUCUCUUCCUCUUCCUCUUCCUCUUCCUCUUCCUCGGCUUCAGGAGGCUUCAGCAACAUGAGACGGAAGUUCAACAGUGACGAGUCAAAGCUGAAGAACAAACAGCAUCCACUGACUUCAGUUCAUGGCUGAUAAAAACAGUUUAUAGACUGAAUUAGACAUUUAAUCUUUGUCUAAAACAUAAACACAGUUUUGGAAAUCAAAGAUAUUUGUAACAUAAAUCUCCAGAGUU
Messenger RNA from Thunnus maccoyii (southern bluefin tuna), 2101 nucleotides. Its product is annotated as collagen alpha-2(I) chain-like. The record is from RefSeq and is a predicted model, not a curated record. The transcript has 2 exons. The annotation marks the transcript as partial. NCBI's taxonomy places the organism in Eukaryota, Metazoa, Chordata, Actinopteri, Scombriformes, Scombridae.